Oldenlandia corymbosa var. corymbosa is the source of this 548-nucleotide messenger RNA. The record is from the annotation of a GenBank genome assembly. NCBI's taxonomy places the organism in Eukaryota, Viridiplantae, Streptophyta, Magnoliopsida, Gentianales, Rubiaceae.
CAACACUUAUUAGUUUUAAUACAUACAUAUUAUUCUAAUAGCAAUAACAAAAAAAAUGGCUCAAUCUUAUUCUGUCCUAUCAAUAUUCACCACACUUGUCAUCGUGUUAUGCCUAGCCAUUUGGGCCCCAGCAACAUGUUCCGCAGACCAGAACGUGGCCGGCGGGAUCAACUUUUUGGGCUUGCCAUGGGGACUCCCAUGCCUUCAAUCCGUAAUUGGAACCGACGGCUGCGUUCAGGAGGUGGUGUCCUCAUUUCUGAGUCUUCAGCCCAGAUUUCUUGGGCCUCAAUGUUGCAGAGCUUCCAUCACCGUUGACGACAACUGCUGGCCCAAGAUCUUCCCCCUCAACCCAUUUUUCCCACCUCUUCUCAAGAGUUUUUGCGCUUCCCAGCUUCCACCGACCACACCACCAUCCACCAUAGAUUAAAAUUCUCAAUUUUUUUUUUAUUUAUUUUUUUGCGUUACUGCGAAUAAUAUUUAUCAAAUGGUUUCUUAGCUUCUUUUUUUUUUUGCUUUGUAAGCUAAUUUUGUUUUCAUUUUAAUUCGGA